AUGAGUUUAAAUCCGUCAACUUUAUUAGAGAAUUAUUAUGUAUCACUUGUCAAAGCAGUAGCAGAUGGUGCAAAGAGUAACAACUUGUUACUCAAGUUUGACGUGCUGUCCAAUGUGGGAGUGUUACUCGACCGCAUGAACAAGACAGAGAUUGACAGUAUCGCUUCGAAAUGGAUUCAAACGCUAAGCAAUUGUUUGGCUCAGUCUACGGGGUCGUCACUCGCCAACAUCAUCGGAUCGAUCCUUGCAAGAUUAUUCGAGUAUCCACAAGGUUCAAAAGUAUCAACUUCAAUCGUUAAAGUCAUCCUUACCAACAUUCGUGCUAAAACAACUACUGUACCAGUUAAAUCAUCAUUAAUUGAAGUAUUAGGAAUUAUAUGUAAGAAUAGUAAAACGUUUGCUAUUCUAUUUCAACCAGAUAUAUUUGAUUUGUUGAGUAAACAUAUCAAGAGUGGUGAAUUAAGAUGUCAAUCGAUUCGUGCACUUUCUAUGGCAGUAGAGAGUGUACAGGCUGCUGGCAACUCUAUACAUCUUGAAGAUUUCAAGGUUGAAAGUCUCAAUACUCUCAUCCCAGUAUUAAAGUAUUAUAAUAGUAGUGAUUCUAAAUUUCAUCUUGAUGCAUUUGAUCAAAAAAUACUUAGUUUUAUUUUAAAAGGAUUUGAAGAUGAAAAUCAAGUAUGUUCAAAGAAAUCAGCUGAAACAUUGGGAUUGGCAUUAUCUAUUCUAUUAUAUAAAGAUGCUCAACAAUCACAGGUAUUUGCACCGACAAGUGCCGCCAAAACAAAUCAACAACAACAAAAUCAUUGGACUUUUGAAUCUUGUUUAAAUUAUUUGGGUAGUCAAUAUGUUUCAUCAAACAAAAAAGAAUUCAAGAUUAAUAUGGCUAUUUCAAUUACAUCAUUUUUACAGAAUCUUAAAUUAUUGGAUUUAGAGAAAUCAGUUGAUAUGGUAUUAACAUUGUUGGUUAAAUUAUUGAGUAAUAAUAAGAGUUUGGCACUUGUAAACGAUCAAAUUUAUGCACGUACAUGUAUUUCACAUAUACUUAGACAUGGGUUAGGCGAAAAGGUAUCUGAAAAUGGUCAACAACUCAUGUUAAAAUUCUUUAUCAAUAUUCUUUCUCAAUCUGAAACAUUAAAUGAAUUAACUGUUUUAGUUUCUCUAAGAGAAUUAAGUUAUUUAUUAUUUGAUUUAGGGGAAGGUGGAAUAUUACAAGCAGAAGAUUUAUCAAAUCAUUUAUUUGGGUUGUUGGUAGACAAGAAUCAAUCGAUUAGACAAUGGUCAGCUAUAUGUUUGCGUGCAUUGGUGACCAAUAUUCCCAAACAAACUUCAAAGUAUCUGUCACAAUGUCUACAAAACUUGAAUCAGACGUUGGGAGAGUUUGAUAAACCAAAUGUACAACCAGAACCUCUUAAAAAGAUUACCAACUCUGUCAAGGGUCACGCAUAUGGUAUUAGCGGACUCAUCUCAUCACUCAAAAAAUCAGAUCUUGGUGUACCAACUUCAUUAAUGAAUGAAAUUACAAAGACUGCUUCAUCACUUUUAUCAAAUCCUGAUUUCUUAAAUCCAGCUAUUACAUUAUCAAAAUUAGAAGCAGGAUGGAUUAUAAUGAAUUCAUUGAUUAAAUAUAUGAGUGUCAAUUUUAUUGAAUCGAUAUUACCAAAUUUAUUUGGAUUUUGGAAAUCAUGUUUUAAUAUUACUACGAUUCAUCCAACUGCUGAACGUGACAUUGUUAUUUUUGCAAAGACACGUGCUGAUGCAUUGAUGCCAUUGCACUCGUUUAUCGUCAAUCAUCAGAAAUUGUUGGGUUCCAAGAUUGUAGCAUCGAUCGUUUCAUUCUUGGGCAACACUCUAAAGACAGUCUCUGAGCUGCCAGCCAUCAGUUCAUCAUUCCAACCAUCAACCAAUGAACUCACACAACUAUUGGAAGCCAAUUUAAUCAAGGCUUUCUUGGCACUACCUCCAUCCUCUUAUGCAACUCAUCACACCACUUUAAUGACUGUUGUCACUUCCCUCCUAUUAGAUGGUUGUCAAAAUACAAUGAUUCCCUAUUUAUUGUCCAAAGAUGAUGAAGAUGUCAUUCAACCAGAUUUUACUUCAAUUCAUUAUAAAUUUGAUUCAAUGUUUUUAGUACCAUUAGCAACUCAAGAUUCAUCUAUUACAUCAUUAUUAAAUUUUAAUGAUUGUUUCCUACCUAAAUUUACUCAAAACCUUGAAAUUAGAGUAGUAAAUAAUUCAAUUGAACAAUUUACAGCAUUGUUUAUUGCACAACCAGAUCGACAUAGAACUAAAUUAUUGGAUCAUUUGGCAAAUUGUAUAAAGGAAUGUCCAAAUGCACAACAAAGAUUGAUUAUGCAAAUCAAUUCAUUGACUGUUAUUUUCUAUAUUUUGAAGAGUAUGGUAUCGACUGGAAGCAAUUUUGGAAAGAGUGAUGUUGGAAGUAGUAUUCAACGAUUUGUUCAGAAAUAUGUCAGCGAACCAUCAUCCGCAUUGCUUAGAAGAAUCGCUGCUGAGAGUCUUGGAUUACUGUGUCGUAUCGAAGGUGAUAAUAUCACUGCAGCCAUUCUCAAGACAUUGACAGAGAUUGUUCGUAAACCAGCCAAAGAAGUAGCAACUGAAAUGAGAUCUGCUGCCGGAUUUGUAAUGGGUUGUAUUCAACGUAGUGUUGGUGCUAUGAUGUCACAGAAAUACCUACCAGCAACUAUUGGAAACUUGCAUGUAUUGGCACAAGAUAAUAGUUCUUGGGAAGUCAGAUCAUACGCAUUACACGCACUCUAUGUCACUAUUCAAUCGUGUAGUGGGUUUGCAUUCAACUCGUUUGCAUCUCCCACCCUUUUACUUUUACAAACAUUGUUGGUGAGUGAUACUGGGUGUCCUCCAUACCAGCAGUUGGGUCGUAUCGUCAACUCGAUUGUCGUAGCACUCGGUCCAGAGCUCGAGCACAACAAGGACGUACUCAGCAAGUGUACCACCACAUGUGCCGUCAUUGAAAAGAACGAAACACCCUCUACACGAGUCGAAUCAAUCUACUAUAAACAAAAACUCAUCCUGUUUGCUCCCGCAACCGUCAAUGAAUCCAUUGUCCCCUAUCUCACAUCACAAUUCAAAAGUCCAUAUCUAAUGCUACGUAUUGCUUCCAUCACAUGUCUUCGUCAAUUACUUCAAAAGAAAUCAACCAUUGAAAUUGGUAUUAAAAUUGUUGAUGAAUUAUUUUUAAUGCUUGAUAUUGAAAAUGAUACACAAUUACAAAAAGAAUUAAAAUUAUUAUUAAAUGCAGUGAUUGAUAAUAUUUCAAACAAUUCAAAUCCAUCACAAUGGUUGAAUUUAUGUUUGAAUAUUAUCUUGUCAAGUAAACAAAUGACAAAGGAUACAGUGUCACCAACCAAUAUAGAAAUGUCUGGAUCGACAUCAUCUGCAACUGCUCCUGGUAAAACAGUAUCACCAGACGAGGAAAAGGAUGAAGAGGAAGAGGAUGUGCAAGUAGUUGCCGAUCAAACCAAGGAACAAAAGAUUGAAUAUGUUUAUAGAUGGUCAACCAAGGUGUUUGCGAUUGAAUGUGUUCGUAGAAUUUUAUCGGUUGUUUGUGGAGGAACUGGUGCCAACUCGAUCAAUGUUACUGCCAACACAUUGUCACUGGUCAAUCACUUGCACGAGUUGAUUGGAAUUGCCUUUAAAUCGGCUACAUCUCAAAUUGACUCGAUGCGUCCAGUCGGUAUUCUCUUGCUGCGUGACAUUCUCGAAUACUUUGAGGCAUAUCCAUUCAUCACCAAGGCACUAGCCUCUCUAAUUCAUACUCCAUUUUGGCUCAAGGGAAGAGAUGGCAAGGACAGUUCAACGGAAAUCCUUCUCAAGGAAACUACUCCCAUCGAUGAUUUGUAUGUUAUCCUCGGUCUUUCCAUCAUUCCUCAAGAAAAGUUCUUGUCAGAUCCAACUGAAAGAAACUUGAAUCUUGAAAAUAUGAUCAUCACUUUGGAUACCAUCUCUCUUGUUUUCCAACAACCAGCAACAGAGUCCAACAAUAACAAUCAUUUACGUUUGGAAGAUUUCCCAAUUGAAAGAAUUGAUGAAAUUUGUCAAAUCCUACUUCGUUCAAAUGCUUUUGAAAAUUGGAAAAUUCAUAAACACAUUAUAGAUAUCAUUCAUAAUUUAUUCCAAAGUUUUGGUGAAAAAUUAAUUAAAGAAGAAUCAAUAUUUAGUUUAUUAUUAAAGAUUAUAUUUAAACCAAUUUAUAUUUAUGCAGAAAAUAUAACAAACAAAAAAUAUUAUCAAAAACUUUACAAUUGUUGUAAUUAUAUUUGUAAAUAUAUGAAUGAUGAACAAUCUACAUUGUACAGUCCACUUUUCCUUUUGGCAAUAUUAAAUGGUUUAUCAAAAUCAACCGAUCCAAAUCUAAUGUCUGUUGCCAUUCAAUUUGCAAUUUCAAUCUUUAAAAAUAAUAUCAAGGAUAAACCUGCAAUUCAAAAAGCAUCUUUGGAAACAACUAUUGAAUAUUUACAAUCGAAUGAAACAUCACAAGGAUUAUUAUUAUUAUUAUCAACAUUGAUAACAAACAAGAGUCAAAUUGAAAAGGAAGAAAUUCAAUUGAUUGUAAAAUAUUUUAAUGAUUCCAUUACUAGUCCAAGUAAAAGUACAAAGGAAAAAUUAUAUCAUCUUCAAGUCAUUCGAAAUAUUUUAUCUUCUUCAUCCUCUCAUACUUUAUCGCAAGAUGGAAAACCAACACCAGUCUAUCAAGUAACAUCUCAUCUAAUUAAUGGAAUAUUUGGUAGUCUUCACAAUGUACUCUAUUUACCACCAAAUCUUGUCAAUUCAAAACAAUCAGAGGAAAUUGAUAUCAAUAAUGAAAUUAUUAAAAUCUAUACCCUAUCAUUAUCAUUUAUUCAACCAGAAAACAAAAUUUUAAUAUUAUUACCAAUCAUUCAAUUAUUAAUAUUAUAUUUAAAUCCAACAUUGAUUUCUUCAUCAACAUCUGCAAUGGUAUCACCAAUGAUAACUAUGCAUCAUUCAGCUCUUCAAACUUUAAUUUCAUUUGCUACUAGUCAACCUCAAUUCAAGGAGAUUGUUUCCAAUCAUCUGCCACUCGAUCAAAAGCAGCUAUUGGAACAAUCGAUCAGACAAAGUGUCGAAAACGCAAACAAAAAAGAGGUUGGUCUUAAAUUACCAUCAAAACCACCUCAAAUUCAAUUGGCUAUGGAUUUUUCAAAAAUUGGAAAUCAAUAA
Cavenderia fasciculata is the source of this 5214-nucleotide messenger RNA. RefSeq lists its product as uncharacterized. Gene Ontology annotation, cellular component: membrane; Golgi apparatus; endocytic vesicle. The coding region runs from base 1 to 5214 and encodes 1737 amino acids. The transcript has 14 exons. The record is from RefSeq and is a predicted model, not a curated record. NCBI's taxonomy places the organism in Eukaryota, Evosea, Eumycetozoa, Acytosteliales, Cavenderiaceae. Gene Ontology annotation, biological process: endocytosis; intracellular protein localization; retrograde transport, endosome to Golgi.